AUGAUCAUUUUAUUUUCAGUUUACAAGAACUGCGCUGAAGUCUACAAGUCAGGUGACAAGAUCAGUGGAGUGUAUAAAAUUAAUCCUGAUGGUUUGGGCGAAUUUGAAGUGUUCUGUGAUCAGAAAACAGCCGGUGGAGGUUGGACGGUGUUUCAGAAGAGGCGAGAUGGCUCUGUUGAUUUUUUCCGCACUUGGGAUGAUUACAAACGCGGUUUUGGCAAUCUGAACGGUGAGUUCUGGCUCGGUUUGGAUAAGAUACAUCGGCUGACUGUAAGCGGUGGUUAUAAACUCCGUAUCGACUUGGGAGACAUUCAUGGAAAAACUGCAUUUGCUGAGUACAGCUCCUUUUCUUUGACAAGCGAGAGAGCGAAAUACCAACUGAAUUUGGGAAGUUAUUCAGGUAAGCUUAUACACUAGACUGAAAAAGAAUCAGUCGGCGAAAAAUGUUGCAAAUUGGACAAUACAAUAACAGAAGAAAAAAAGAAAGUAGACAGAAAAUAAGAUUUUUUUUCUGGCCUAGUUGAUCGGGAUUGGAAUUGUGAAAGUUGUUAGUUGAGUUUUACAACAGCAGUUGACCUGUAUUUGUAAUGUCAUAUUAGAUCAUAUCAAAUAGUUCAAAAAGGAUUGGCUCACGUCUUGAGAGUUCAGAAAUUAGGGUAUUUCACUGAAUUGUCAGCAAGUACAAGAUCUCAACCGGUUUCGUAAUUCACCAAAUGUGAUCCUUCAUGUUCCUUUUAAGGAGGUCUUUUAAGACCUUUCGGAGGACAUUUUAAUUUAAUUUUGUUUAAAAACCCUAGAAGUGCUUCUUCCAGUUUGGAUUAAUUUAAGUGGACUAGGAUUGUUUAUGCACAAGUGAAAUUGACCGGUUGAAAAACUCUGCGAAAGAAAACCGAGAAAUAUAAGACCUGUAAGUCGCUUUCCCCCCUUUUUGUAGGAACUGCUGGUGAUGCACUUGGUCCACGUCAUCGCGGUAUGUCAUUUUCCACCAAGGAUCGUGAUAACGAUAAAUACAAAGCAAGCUGUGCCUUGCUUUAUAAAGGCGCCUGGUGGUACAACAGUUGUCACCAUUCCAACCUGAAUGGACUGUACCUCAACGGCAAGGACGACUGUAAAGGAAUGCGCUGGCUCAAUUGGCCGAAGGGUAGCUGCUACUCUGUCAAGAAAACUGAGAUGAAGAUACGUCCAAAAGAUUUUUGAGAUAUUUCUGGCACUUUGUGCUAAGUAAAGCGUAUGUCUCUUGAGGUCUUGAUAUUCUAACAAUAACUAUUUUCAAUGAAGUUAAAAUCAAGUAAUCUUCUGCCAGACAAAUGUAUUGAAAAACGCCAUGCAGUUUAAUGAUUCUGAGUUACGUUCGUUUUUAAUUAACCAGUACACUGUGAUAGAGG
Porites lobata is the source of this 1385-nucleotide messenger RNA. The record is from the annotation of a GenBank genome assembly. NCBI's taxonomy places the organism in Eukaryota, Metazoa, Cnidaria, Anthozoa, Scleractinia, Poritidae.